AUGGAUCAGAAGAAGGAAGAAGGUACCAUUGAGGAACCAUUAGAUCUCAUUAGACUGAGUCUUGAUGAGAGGAUAUUCGUAAAGAUGAGACAGGAUAGAGAGUUGAGAGGAAAGCUACAUGCAUAUGAUCAACAUUUGAACAUGGUACUUUCUGAUGUCGAAGAGACUAUUAAGGUCAUCGAAAAGGAUGAGGAGACUGAUGAAGAGAUUGUAAAGAAUAUCAAACGUAACAUAGAGAUGCUUUUUGUACGUGGAGACGGUGUCAUUCUGAUCUCUCCACCACUCAGGACAUCAUAA
Molecule: messenger RNA, 297 nt
Organism: Acytostelium subglobosum LB1
Lineage: Eukaryota; Evosea; Eumycetozoa; Acytosteliales; Acytosteliaceae
Exons: 3
Coding region: 1-297 (98 amino acids)
Biological process (GO): mRNA splicing, via spliceosome; P-body assembly
Cellular component (GO): U4/U6 x U5 tri-snRNP complex; Lsm1-7-Pat1 complex; catalytic step 2 spliceosome
Molecular function (GO): RNA binding
Source: RefSeq, a predicted model, not a curated record